Molecule: messenger RNA, 1101 nt
Organism: Eufriesea mexicana
Lineage: Eukaryota; Metazoa; Arthropoda; Insecta; Hymenoptera; Apidae
Gene: myd
Product: stromal cell derived factor mayday
Exons: 5
Coding region: 1-1101 (366 amino acids)
Biological process (GO): calcium-ion regulated exocytosis
Cellular component (GO): endoplasmic reticulum
Molecular function (GO): calcium ion binding
Source: RefSeq, a predicted model, not a curated record
AUGUAUCUUUCUUAUUUUUUACACAAAGUUACCUUCAAGUCAGACCUACAGUGUUUCCGGUUUCUUCGUUGGACCAUUCUAGUGCCUCUCAUCAUUUAUUUAUCUCUGCUGUUCUUCAAAUAUAAUAGAAAUGUACCUCUAAAAAGUUUGAUGUCCACUACUGCUAUACGAGAUGAAAAAGAAUUCAUGAUUGAGAAUCUUUUCAUAGAAUUGGAGUCAGUAACAGUUGGUAAAAAUGAUGUGGAACAUUUCAAGGAAUUAGAUCAGAAUAUUAAAAGAAUGGAAGAAACAGAGAACAAGAACAACCCAAGAAUACUGCUUGAAAAUAUAUUUCAAAGAGCUGAUACUGAUCAAAAUCAGUUAUUAGACAUUCAAGAAUUGGCUAGAUGGAUUCACACAAAGAUCACAGAGCAUAUUAGUCGAGCUAUGAAAGAGAAUGUUGGUUUAUUUACUGCAAUAGAUAAUAAUCCACGAAAUGGCGAGGUCUCAUGGGAAGAGUAUCACGCGUACUUUCUCAGAUCUCACGGAUUUCUCGAGAGCUAUGUGAACUCGCACGACAAGAAACACAGCGAUAUGUCGCGUACCUUAAAGGAAAACAUAAUGAGAGACAGAGCUAGAUGGGCGGAAGCAGCCAGUAACGAUCCAGACAGAUUAGCAUUGGAUGAGUUCCUGGCUUUUACCCACCCUGAGAGUAGUCACAGAGCUUUACUUCAAAUGGUGGAAGAUCUGUUUGAAAAAUUUGACCGCGAUGGGGAUGAGCAACUUACUGAAGACGAGUUCUCGGAUUUUCCGUCUGAAGAAAUGGGGUUAGAGUUGAAGGAAGAUAAACACGAGGUGGUGGGUGGUAGUGACGACAGACGAAAGGAGUUCAGACACCUUAUCGACAAGAAUAAAAACGGGAAAGCCGAUAGAACCGAGCUAUUGAUGUACAUAGAUCCAAGGAACCCAAGGCACGCUAUACAAGAAGCUCAACACUUAAUCAAUGUGUCAGAUACUAAUCUCGACGGAAAAUUGAAUCUGUCCGAGAUUUUAAGCAAAAUGGACUUGUUUUUGGGUAGCAAGAUGGUGGACACGGAAAGAAGUUUCCACGAUGAGUUUUAA